Lycium barbarum (goji berry) is the source of this 4801-nucleotide messenger RNA. Its product is annotated as probable leucine-rich repeat receptor-like protein kinase At1g35710. Gene Ontology annotation, molecular function: protein binding; ATP binding; protein kinase activity. Gene Ontology annotation, biological process: protein phosphorylation. The transcript is spliced from 2 exons. The record is from RefSeq and is a predicted model, not a curated record. NCBI's taxonomy places the organism in Eukaryota, Viridiplantae, Streptophyta, Magnoliopsida, Solanales, Solanaceae. The coding region runs from base 1 to 4593 and encodes 1530 amino acids.
AUGAUGAUGGUUCCAAGAGUAUUUUCUUUCCUUCAGUUUUCCAUUCUCUUAUAUCUCUUCAUUGUUACUUUUGCUUCUAUUGAGGAAGCAACUGCUCUCCUUAAAUGGAAAGCAACUUUCCUAAACCAGAAUAAUUCCUUGUUGGCUUCUUGGACAUUAAGUACUGAUGCAUGCAGGGUUUGGUAUGGAGUUAAAUGCUUAAAUGGUAGGGUAAACAUGUUGAAUAUUACAAAUGCUAAUGUGAAUGGUACACUCCAUGAUUUUCCAUUUUCAUCUCUCCGUUUUCUUGAAUCUGUUAAUCUUAACAUGAACCAGUUCUCUGGCAUCACCCCACCAGAAAUUGGAAAGCUCACUAAUCUUGUCUAUCUUGAAUUGUCAGUGAACAAUCUUUCUGGUCCCAUUCCUAGUGAGUUGGAGAAUCUGAAAAAACUCACUAAGCUGGAUUUAUCAGAUAAUAAACUUGGUGGUUCAAUUCCAAUUACUCUAGGUGGCUUAACUCAGCUCAAACUUUUGUCUCUUUAUUCUAACCACCUUUCUGGUCCCAUUCCUAGUGAGUUGGGUAAUCUGAAAAACCUCACUGAUUUGGCAUUAUACAGUAAUCAACUUAGUGGUUCAAUUCCAAUUACUCUAGGUGGCUUAACUGAGCUCAAAUUUUUGUAUCUUUAUUCUAACCACCUUUCUGGUCCCAUUCCUAGUGAGUUGGAGAAUCUGAAAAAACUCACUAAGCUGGAUUUAUCAGAUAAUCAACUUGGUGGUUCAAUUUCAAUUACUCUAGGUGGCUUAACUGAGCUCAAAUUUUUGAAUCUUAAUUCUAAUCAACUUUCUGGUCCCAUUCCUAGUGAGCUGGGGAAUCUGAGAAACCUCACUGAUUUGGCAUUAUACAGUAAUCAACUUAGUGGUUCAAUUCCAAUUACUCUAGGUGGCUUAACUCAGCUCAAACUUUUGUCUCUUUAUUCUAACCACCUUUCUGGUCUCAUUCCUAGUGAGUUGGGUAAUCUGAAAAACCUUACUGAUUUGGCAUUAUACAGUAAUCAACUUAGUGGUUCAAUUCCAAUUACUCUAUGUGGCUUAACUGAGCUCAAAUUUUUGUAUCUUUAUUCUAACCACCUUUCUGGUCCCAUUCCUAGUGAGUUGGAGAAUCUGAAAAAACUCACUAAGCUGGAUUUAUCAGAUAAUCAACUUGGUGGUUCAAUUUCAAUUACUCUAGGUGGCUUAACUGAGCUCAAACUUUUGUAUCUUUAUUCUAACCACCUUUCUGGUCCCAUUCCUAGUGAGUUGGAGAAUCUGAAAAAACUCACUAAGCUGGAUUUAUCAGAUAAUCAACUUGGUGGUUCAAUUUCAAUUACUCUAGGUGGCUUAACUGAGCUCAAACUUUUGUCUCUUUAUUCUAACCACCUUUCUGGUCCCAUUCCUAGUGAGCUGGGGAAUCUGAGAAACCUCACUGAUUUGGCAUUAUACAGUAAUCAACUUAGUGGUUCAAUUCCAAUUACUCUAGGUGGCUUAACUGAGCUCAAAUUUUUGUAUCUUUAUUCUAACAACCUUUCUGGUCCCAUUCCUAGUGAGUUGGGUAAUCUGAAAAACCUCACUGAUUUGGCAUUAUACAGUAAUCAACUUAGUGGUUCAAUUCCAAUUACUCUAGGUGGCUUAACUGAGCUCAAAUGUUUGUAUCUUUAUUCUAACCACCUUUCUGGUCCCAUUCCUAGUAAAUUGGAGAAUCUGAAAAAACUCACUAAGCUGGAUUUAUCAAAUAAUCAACUUGGUGGUUCAAUUCCAAUUACUCUAGGUGGCUUAACUGAGCUCAAAUAUUUGUCCCUUUAUUCUAACCACCUUUCUGGUCCCAUUCCUAGUGAGUUGGGUAAUCUGAAAAACCUCACUGAUUUGGUAUUAUACAUUAAUCAACUUAGUGGUUCAAUUCCAAUUACUCUAGGUGGCUUAACUGAGCUCAAAUCUUUGUAUCUUUAUUCUAACCACCUUUCUGGUCCCAUUCCUAGUGAGUUGGAGAAUCUGAAAAAACUCACUAAGCUGGAUUUAUCAGAUAAUCAACUUGGUGGUUCAAUUCCAAUUACUCUAGGUGGCUUAACUGAGCUCAAAUUUUUUAAUCUUAAUUCUAAUCAACUUUCUGGUCCCAUUCCUAGUGAGCUGGGGAAUCUGAGAAACCUCACUGAUUUGGCAUUAUACAGUAAUCAACUUAGUGGUUCAAUUCCAAUUACUCUAAGUGGCUUAACUGAGCUCAAAUUUUUGUAUCUUUAUUCUAACCACCUUUCUGGUCCCAUUCCUAGUGAGUUGGAGAAUCUGAAAAAACUCACUAAGCUGGAUUUAUCAGAUAAUCAACUUGGUGGUUCAAUUUCAAUUACUCUAGGUGGCUUAACUGAGCUCAAAUUUUUUAAUCUUAAUUCUAAUCAACUUUCUGGUCCCAUUCCUAGUGAGCUGGGGAAUCUGAGAAACCUCACUGAUUUGGCAUUAUACAGUAAUCAACUUAGUGGUUCAAUUCCAAUUACUCUAGGUGGCUUAACUGAGCUCAAAUUUUUGUAUCUUUAUUCUAACCACCUUUCUGGUCCCAUUCCUAGUGAGUUGGAGAAUCUGAAAAAACUCACUAAGCUGGAUUUAUCAGAUAAUCAACUUUCAGGCCAUCUGCCAGAGCAUCUUUGCCGUAGUGGGACACUUGAGAUCUUCGUGGUGUUUAGCAACAAGCUUACAGGGCCAAUACCAACUAGCUUGAGGAAGUGCUCAAGUCUCAAAAGGGUUCGGUUCAAUAACAAUAGUUUCAAUGGGAAUUUAUCAGAAGCUUUUGGCAUCUAUCCCGAGCUUCAGUUCAUUGAUUUGAGUGACAAUGAUUUUCAUGGUGAACUCGGCAACAAUUGGGGAAAAUGUAAGAAUUUGUUUAAUUUGCAGGUAGCAAGAAAUAACAUCAGUGGCAGCAUACCACCUGAGAUUGGGAAUGUCAAAGGGCUUCUAGGACUCGAUCUUUCAUCGAAUCAUUUGGUUGGGCAGAUUCCUAAGGAAAUUGGAAAAUUAACCUCUCUAGUUAAGCUUUUUGUGCAAAAUAACAACAUUUCUGGCAAUAUACCUGGGGAACUUGGGUUGCUGACAAAAUUAGAGUCCCUUGAUCUAUCAGGCAAUAGAUUGAAUGGGUCGAUCCCAAAUUUUGUAGGAGAUUACGUGCACUUGUUUCAGCUGAACCUGAGCAACAACAAAUUUGGGCAGAAAAUUCCAAUAGAGAUAGGGAGGAUAACUCAGCUUAGUGCACUUGAUUUGAGUCAUAAUCAUCUUGUUGGAGAAAUACCCUCUUAUCUAGCCAAUUUGAAGAACUUGGUAAGCUUAAAUCUUUCCCACAAUGGCCUCUCUGGCCGCAUUCCUGAAGAACUUGAAAGUUUGAUUGGUUUGCAGGUAGUCGUGUUGUCAUACAAUGAGUUGGAAGGUCCAAUCCCUAAUAAUAAAGCUUUUAUCAAUGCCUCAUUGGAGGGCAAUAAAGGUCUUUGCGGAAAUGUAACAGAACUCCAGCCCUGCGAAAGGCCAUCUUCUGUGAUGAAAAAGCACUCAAUGGCAAAGGAAUGUAAACUCAUUUUCAUCAUUGUACUUCCUCUUAUGGGAGCACUAGUACUACUCUAUGCUUUCAUUGGUGUUCUCUUUAUGUAUGAUAAAAGAAGGAAGGUUAAAGACAUUGAAAGACGUGAUGAUGGUUGGAUUUCGAUAUCCAUGUUAGAUGGAAAGGAAUUAUACAGAGAUAUCUUAAAUGCCACAGAGGAGUUUGAUGCAGCAUUUUGCAUCGGGCAAGGAGGGCAUGGAAGCGUUUACAAGGUAAACCUUCCAUCAUUAGGGAAUAUAGCUGUGAAGAGACUUCUUUCUUCAUUUGAGAAUACACAUCCCAAAAGUUUUAUGAAUGAAGUAAGGGCAUUGAUUGGGAUUAAGCACCGGAACAUCGUGAACCUCUACGACUAUUGUUCAAAUGCACAAAACUCGUUGUUGGUUUACGAGUAUGUGGAGAGGGGGAGUUUGUCUAGCAUUUUGAGCAAUGAAGUUAAGUCCAAGAAAUUGGAUUGGCUUAAAAGGGUGAAUAUCAUCAAAGGUGUUGCUUAUGCUUUAUCUUACUUGCACGAAGAUUGUUCACCAUCGAUUGUUCAUCGAGACAUAUCAAGCAACAACAUUUUGCUUGAUUCUGAGUAUGAAGCUCGUGUUUCAGAUUUUGGCAUAGCUAAGCUUCUCAAGCCAAACUCAUCCAAUUGCACUACACUUGCAGGCACAUAUGGCUACGUUGCACCUGAGCUUGCAUAUACAAUGAAGGUUACACAAAUGUGUGAUGUCUAUAGCUUUGGAGUAUUAGCAUUGGAGACAAUCAAAGGAAAGCAUCUUGGGGAUUACAUUACUGUGCUAGCAAACUCGUCAACUAGAGAUCAUGUGCAGCUGAGCGAUUUGCUAGACGAACGCCUUCCGUAUCCUGAAGAUAGAGUGAAAGAGGUUUUGUUUUUUAUCAUCAAGCUAGCAAGUUCUUGUUUGCUUGAAACUCCAAAAUCAAGGCCAACAAUGCACUUCAUCUCUAAUAGGUUAUCAUCAAUGCAUCCACGUCCACCUACUCAUGUAAGGCGAGCUAUAUAAUCCCUGAGAUGUGAGGUGUCCUUGUAUGAAAAUGAAUAAACUUUGAAACCAAGUGGUUGUGAAGUAAGUUAUUUUGAUGAGACGGUCCAUGCCAAAAUUAUUAUGGGCAUUAGUAUUGUUGUAGUGUGAGGGUGCUUAUCUGUUUUAUUGUAUUACAGUGUAUAAUGUCCAAGGUAACUUGCUCCUUGUGCCAAAAAAGUAAUGAAAA